ACUUUUGAAUUCCUCAUCUUCUUUACCCAAGCGGUCUUUGCACAGCCACACGACACUUACGAAUCACAGCCUCAAGGCUUUAUAUAUCAACAACAACGUUUACUCAACCCUUCACUCUACAACAAUUCGAUCAUGGCAUAUCAGAACGGCUAUCGCGCUGUCUCAUACUUUGUCAACUGGGCAAUCUAUGGCCGUAACCAUCAGCCGCAAGACCUACCAGCUGACAAGCUUACGCACGUUCUCUAUGCGUUUGCGAACAUCAAGCCUGAUUCUGGCGAAGUUCACCUCACCGAUGCAUGGUCAGACACCGACAAGCAUUAUGCUGGAGACUCCUGGAACGAUGUCGGCACUAAUGUCUAUGGCUGUAUGAAGCAGCUCUUCUUGCUCAAAAAGCGUAAUCGUAACCUCAAGGUUCUGCUUAGUAUUGGUGGCUGGACAUACUCGCCUAAUUUUGCUGGACCUGCAUCGACUGAGGCUGGUCGCCAGUGCUUCGCCAAUAGCGCUGUUGCUUUGCUCAAGGACCAUGGCCUCGACGGUCUGGAUGUUGACUGGGAAUACCCAGCAGAUGACGCCCAGGCCCACAACUACGUGCUUCUCUUGAGAGCUACAAGGCUUGCGCUGGACGCAUACUCGCAGUCUCUGCCAGGGAACCCACACUUCGCCCUCACAGUUGCUGCACCCUGCGGUCCUGAGAAUUUGCAUCGCAUGCAUCUUCGUGAGAUGGACCAAUACCUCGAUUUCUGGAACUUGAUGGCAUACGACUAUACAGGCACAUGGAGCACACAUGCUGGCCAUCAGGCCAACAUCGCCCCUUCUCGAGACAACCCGCAAAGCACCCCCGUUAGUACCGUGGAUGCUGUUAGCUGGUACACUCAGCAUUGUGGCAUUCAUCCAAGCAAGCUUGUCAUUGGUAUGCCGUUGUACGGCCGCAGCUUUGCCAACACCAGUGGGCCUGGCGCAUCGUAUUCUGGUGUUGAUUCUGGAGCCAGCUGGGAAGCCGGAUCUGGUAUCUGGGAUUACAAAGCUCUUCCUCGCCCAGGCGCAACCGAACACCAUGACCCUUCUGUCGGUGCCUCUUGGAGCUACGACUCAUCAACUCGUGUUAUGAUCACCUACGACAAUCCAGCCUCUUCAGCCGCAAAGGUAAACUACGUCCAGCAGAGAGGAUUGGGAGGUGCCAUGUGGUGGGAGAGCAGUGGAGACAGGGUUGGUGAGGGCAGUCUUAUCACUCUGGUUGUCAAUGGUAUGGGUGGCUAUGAAGGCAAGCAUAUGCAGAAAGUGGACAACUGUCUGGAGUAUCCACAGAGCAAGUUUGACAACUUGAGGAAAGGGUUCCCUGGCGAGUAA
Molecule: messenger RNA, 1347 nt
Organism: Aureobasidium musti
Lineage: Eukaryota; Fungi; Ascomycota; Dothideomycetes; Dothideales; Saccotheciaceae
Source: the annotation of a GenBank genome assembly